Spirometra erinaceieuropaei is the source of this 825-nucleotide messenger RNA. The record is from the annotation of a GenBank genome assembly. Lineage: Eukaryota; Metazoa; Platyhelminthes; Cestoda; Diphyllobothriidea; Diphyllobothriidae.
AUGCUGAUGGGUUCGCCGAUUUCGGAAUUCAUCGCUGAGGCGGUCUUGCAUCGGCUAGAGUCGCUGGUCAUCCAACACCACAGGGCGAAGUUCUGUGCCCGGUAUGUGGAGGAUAUCUUCGUCGUCAUCGAAUGGGAUCAGGUGCUGACCUUCAAAAAACAUCUCAACGCCGUCUUCCCAGACAUUCAAUUUAAGAGGGAGGAGAAAGUGAACAACCAGCUGGCCUUCCUGGAUGUCCUCGUAUGCCACAAAGGUUGUGGUGGACUAAAGACCAAAAUGUUCAGGAAAGCGACAAAUACGAUUCAAGUACUGAACUUCAACAGUAACAACCCAAUCAGCCACAAACGCAGUUGUGUAAGGACGCUCUAUCGGCGUGUCGAAUCGCACUGCAGUGAGCCGGAAGACGAAAUUGCCGAAAUACAAUACCUCCGACGGGUAUUCAAGGCCAAUGGCUAUCCGCAGAACUCUGCCAACCGGCGCAUACGCAAAAGGGACGAAAGGCCUAACCGCAUGGACACCAAAUCUUGGCGGCAGUUUCCGUAUGUCAAGAACGUUUCGGAAGCUGUCGCCAGCCUUCUCGCACCACUUGGGGUUGGAGUUGCACACAGACCCGAGGCAACCAUCAGGCGCCAGUUAAUGAAACCGGAAGACCCGCUGCCACGGUUAGAAACGUCUGCAGUCGUUUAUUGGAUCUGGUACAGUUGCGGACAAAACAUCUACGUCGACAAAACCGGAAGACAGCUCCGAACGCGAAUGGUCGAACACGCUGCAGCGAUACGGAGAAAUGACGCCGGGUUCCCAAGUGCCCCUAACAUUCAGCUUUAA